UUUCAUACGGCGAAAACUUGAAGCAAAGGACAUCCAGCAAGAGAACAUCAUGUCGAGGUCAGUCUUGGGCCUUGUUCGCCAGCUGGCACAGGCCUCCAAGCCAGUGACAUUUGGUUGUGCACGUAUAGCUGGAUCCCGGACGUACGCUACGUUUGAUCGCUCUAAGCCUCAUCUCAACAUUGGUACGAUUGGCCAUGUUGACCACGGUAAAACAACCCUCACGGCAGCCAUCACAAAAGUCCUUGCUGCAAAAGGUGGUGCGAGUUUUAUGGACUACAACCAAAUCGACAAGGCUCCCGAGGAGAAGGCGCGUGGUAUUACCAUUGCAACGGCGCAUGUUGAGUAUUCAACAGAUAAGCGACACUACUCCCAUGUGGAUUGUCCUGGGCAUGCGGAUUACAUCAAGAAUAUGAUUACCGGUGCGUCGCAGAUGGAUGGUGCCAUCAUUGUCGUGAGUGCUACGGAUGGACAGAUGCCACAGACGCGUGAACACUUGUUGCUUGCGAAACAGGUGGGUGUGACCAACCUUGUGGUGUUUAUCAAUAAAGUCGAUGCGGUGGAUGAUGAGGAGAUGCUGGAACUUGUUGAAAUGGAGAUGCGUGAGUUGCUGGGCACCUAUGGGUAUGAUGGUGAUGCUACACCCAUCAUCAUGGGUUCUGCGCUUGCUGCAUUGGAAGGUCGAGAUGCCAAGAUUGGUGCCGAGGCGAUUGCAAAGCUCAUGGAUGCCGUGGAUGAGCAUAUUCCUCAACCCAAGCGAGAGCUCGACAAACCAUUCUUGAUGCCGUGUGAGGAUACGUUUUCGAUUUCCGGACGUGGUACGGUUGUUACGGGCCGUGUUGAACGUGGAUCACUCAAGAAGGGCGCUGAUGUUGAGAUUGUCGGGUAUGGUGCACCCAUCCGAACGACCAUCACCGGUGUCGAGGCCUUCAAGAAGGAAUUGGAUGCUGCAACUGCAGGCGACAACUGUGGUCUGUUGCUGCGUGGCAUCAAGCGUGAACAAGUCCGUCGCGGCAUGGUCAUUGCACAACCGGGUACAGUCAAGGCACACAAGAAGUUCUCUGCGAGCUUCUACAUCUUGACCAAGGAUGAAGGUGGUCGGCGUACAGGCUUUGCAGACCACUACCGGCCGCAGAUGUUUAUCCGCACUGCCGAUGUGACGAUUGUGCUGACACGCAAGGCAGGAUCACCGGAGGGCGAGCUGAUUAUGCCGGGUGACAAUGUCGACUUGGACUGUGAGCUGGUGCACCCUAUGGCGAUUGAGAAGGGAAGCCGGUUUACGAUCAGAGAGGGCGGCAAGACUGUGGGCACUGGGCUGGUGAGUGCUCUGCAUGACUAGGCUCUGCUACUGCUGUCUGUAGCUGUCUCGUCCCUACUAGUGACUAAUAUCGAUAUCUCCGCUGGCUGUCUGGUCUCUGCUCUGGCCUUCUUUAGCAUCGUCCGUAGUAGCUGAUCUCCAUGUCCAUACUGCCUCUGCCCAGCAUCCCUAGCCUGUAUCUCAUCCAUACCACCCACAGCGACCAUCUCCAUCAAUAUUCCCCCCUGCCGCUCUCUCGUUGC
Molecule: messenger RNA, 1557 nt
Organism: Protomyces lactucae-debilis
Lineage: Eukaryota; Fungi; Ascomycota; Taphrinomycetes; Taphrinales; Protomycetaceae
Product: P-loop containing nucleoside triphosphate hydrolase protein
Exons: 3
Coding region: 50-1336 (428 amino acids)
Biological process (GO): mitochondrial translational elongation
Cellular component (GO): mitochondrion
Molecular function (GO): GTPase activity; translation elongation factor activity; GTP binding
Source: RefSeq, a predicted model, not a curated record